Molecule: messenger RNA, 282 nt
Organism: Arabis nemorensis
Lineage: Eukaryota; Viridiplantae; Streptophyta; Magnoliopsida; Brassicales; Brassicaceae
Source: the annotation of a GenBank genome assembly
AUGUUUCUGCCUAUUACCAUAGGAUCCACAGUCACUUUCCUGAUGAGAGUUACUCGAAAGCGGUAUGUGGGAAUGGUCUGCGAAUUUCUACCACCAUCAGGAAUUAGUGGGUUCGGAAUCAAGAAUGCAAUUGUGUGCAAGAAAGGUAAGAGACGUGCCGUUGCGUCAAAUUGUUUUCUUGGUGGUAAACAGGAGCUUCAGGUAAUUGAAGGUGCAAACAGAGCCAACACUAAUCAGGAUGGUCAGAACAAUAAUCGCGAUGAAGGAUCCUCAUCCAAAUGA